CAACAAAGGGGCAGGGUGCACUACGCCUGGUUAGCCGGUAGUCAUGUUACAAUCCAUGCUAAUCAAAUGAUUUUAUGACGUUGACAAACAUGCAGGGGUUUGAGUAAGUUAACGAAAUGGUUCUAAACUGAAUGAAACAUUUGGUCACGUGGUAUGGUGACCUUUGACCCCCACAACAUAAACACUGAUGUCAGCUGUGGCGAAGUGGAACGCUGUGUUGUGGAUGGACGACCUCUUCUCAAACUGGAUAUGUUAUGUAUAAGGAGAGAAAACACUUGCUUGUGUUCCUAAAUAUCAGCUUGAGUUUUAGUUCCCGCGGCCGUUCCCGCUGACGAAGGAUAUAGCGGAAUACUCGCUUCGCCUCUCAUAGUGUUGUUGUAUCCAGGAAUGUUCUCACACAAAGAGACUAAAUGAUCGUCGUUACAAUUAAGCGGAAGUCCACGAUGAACGAGGAGGAUGGCUACCGGAAGUGGGUCGUCGUCAUGGCCGCCUUCUUUACACAGUUCAUAGUGUGCGGUAUCACGUACAGUCUCGGCGUCUUCCACGUCAUCUUCAGGGACAUCUUCCAGAAGAACCACUUCGACACGUCAUGGGUUGGGUCGGUGCUGCUAUACGUCACCGCUCUCUCCAGUGUUAUGCUACGGUUUGUAGCGAGUAUGUGGGGGUGCCGUGUCAGCGUCAUGGCCGGGGGGCUUCUGGCGGCUACAGGGCUGUCGUUAGGACUCUUCGUCAAUGAACUGUAUCAAGUGUAUCUCACUUUCGGACUGCUCACAGGUAUUGGCUUCGGACUGGCGUGCUCUCCAUCUAUAGUUGCUGUAGAGCGUUACUUCAUCCAUGGGCGAUUCCAGGCGUUGAGCGUCGUGGUCGGUGGGGUGGGGGCAGGCAUCAUCACCUUCCCCAUCAUCAUCAGACACAUGCUGGACAUGUUUGCGUGGAGGGGAACUCUCCUCCUCCUGGGCGGGGUGUCGCUCAACCUGUGCGUGUGUGGUGCCCUGCUCAAGCCUCUACCUGGGAAGAAGGAGGUGCGCCUCCUGCCCCUCCUGUCGUGCCUCCCCCUCCGACACCCUCUGUUUCAUGGCAUGUGCAUCGCCAACCUCUUCUGGAGCUUCGGCUCCACCAUCAUCUACAUGUAUUUGCCAUCCUAUGCAAUAUCGCAAGGAACGGAUUUCGAGAGCUCCACGUUCCUCGUGGCUUGUGUCGGCAUGGCUAGCUUCACCAGCAGGAUGAUAUUCGCAUUUAUGGGCCACAACAGCACGCUUGAUGACGUGACGUCGGUGUUGUGCCCCGUAGGACUAGGCGUGGUUGUCACCGGCAUCUGCCCACUAUUGUUCAAAGACUUCACGGGUCAGAUCGGGUACACGUUACUAUUCGGCUUCUACAGCGGAUAUUGGACAACAUUCCUCUCUCAAGCAUCCCGGGAGCUUCUCGGCCCGGAAUAUAUUGCCAUGGGCAACGGGUACCUGUGUUUCAUGAUAGCCUUGGGCUGCCUUACCGGAGGACCAGCGGCAGGUUUGCUGAUUCAGCUAGAAAUGGAAUACAAGUACGCCUUCUACCUAGCAGGGGCGUGUCUGCUGUGGAGCUCUGUCAUCAUGGUGCUGUUCAAGAUCAAGCGUUGUGUGGUGGCCAACAAGCCCCUCACUGACCACAAGGUGCCCCUCAUGGAGGGCGAGGAGGACUACAAGGACACAGAGAAGACUCCGCCGGCGGCAGAUGACAUCGUUGUACAUGCUGUGGUAACCUCGGUAUGAGUUAACAUCAACAACAUUACCAAAUAGACUGUUCCGUUUGGAAAAAGGCUCCGAGUUAGAGACCGAAUGGAAGGUGCCAAGUUUCUUUUGGUGAUUGUGCCACGUGUGGAGACUCCUGGCUGUGCUGGCUGCAGCGGACUCUGUGUGGAGCUGCCGUCGACACUGCAUGUAUAUGUGGCACAAUCCAGAUUAUUUCUCAAGCCGUUUCAAUGGCGACAUUUUACAUCUUUGUUCCUAGCCUACUCCACGCUGGAUGGAGAAUACACGUUUUUUCUUUACGCCGUGUUGAAUACAUGACGUAAAUCACUAUGCAAGCCGGUCUCUGGCCCCCUUGGCAGAUGGGAUUCGGCCAAUGUAGAUAUGUGUGAGUGGAUUUGGAACGAGGUUCAGUAGGUGCCAUUUGUGUGGGUGUGACUGUCCAUCUGCCUAGUUCAUUGUCAGCUACGUGUCAAGAAAUACAACUGGACCAAUUAUUAUUAUUAUUUUGUUUAACAUAUUUACUUAAUCUCUAAAUGGGGCCGAGAUGAAACGUGAUUGUUGUUGUCUCUUUUUUAAAAUGACAAGGGCAGUCCUGGGCCAACCACCAUUGAUAUUACUUUGAAUGCUUUCAGUAAAACUAUGUAUGUUAUGUUGCCUUCAAUGAAGCAAGCACUGGUUUGAAAUACAUACACAUUGAGACACGAUUUCCUAAUAUUCUGUUCAAUUCGGCAAAGUUAAAACAAGAAACACGUUGGUCUGGCGUUUAUGAGGUAUGUUGGAAAGUGUGAAACUACAACCGGAGAUUAUUAACGAUUUACCAAUGGCAUUGUUCCUACAGUAUUCUGGUUCAUAUGGAUAUUUCUGUUGGAAUCCAUUGUUGAUUAUGACUUAUGAGGACACAUGUCUGUUGCUGUCUAUAGUUGAUUAAGACUUGUGUGAACAAAUGUCUGUAGCAGUCUGUUGUUGAUUUGUGUGGACAAAGUCAACACCGUUACCAGUCUGAUGUUUUACACGACAGCAUCUGCGUCGAGAAGACCCCUUGUCAUUCCUGAAUACCUGCCCUGCAUCUGUUCAGUCUUGGUCAACCACUAUAUGCCUUUGUUAUUUUUAGAUAUACUGUCUGCUCCACAACUAAUCUAUAACAAUGAUGAACUUUCAUAAACCCUUGUCAAUAUUCCCCCAAGUUUGGGUGAACGCUGAUGGAUCUAAUGUAUACAUUCAUUUAAGAACGGGACUCUUAUUGUCAAUUUGGUUAUCAAAGGGAGGUAAUCAGUCCGUUUUUGUCAGGUACGUACGAUCAGACAUCAGACACUAUGCACAAACAAUGCAGGAUAGCUGCGAGUUAUCCACUUAUUUAUUAUGAUACGUCAAUAGUUCAUGUAAAUACAAUAUACGAUAUUAUAGACAAGCAGUUUUGUUUAUACUUUAGAUAGUGGCAUAUUUUUCAUCUACUGUCUCGUCAAGUGUUGCAUUCUCAAAGACAUUUUUCAAGAAAUAGUGGAACUUACAUCGACCGCGGCCUUAACUAGAGCAUACGUUCAUGUAUAAAGAGGGCGUACUUUUCAGUCACAAAAUGCGAUAUUGCAGCAACAGAAAGAUAAUAAUAGUGAGUUUACGUAUGUCAACAAUGUUACUUAGGAUGACAUGUUUGAAGUGUGCCCUGUUGAUAAGUACCCGGAUGUAGUAAGUGUUUGAACAUGUAAAAGUAAAAUGUGUUGCCAGCAGUGCACCAAUGGUACAACGGCGCCAUAGGUUCCAAUAAUGUCUCCCCACCGCCAUAGUGUAAUCCUCGGGACAGACUCGGAUCCUUCCAAGCUGCUGUUUAUAACGAGGCAGUCUGUGAGUGACAAUCAAAGAAGUCUAUCUUCAACAAACAGGUCGCAUGGACAUAGUUGUAAAGUGGGUCUUGAGGUACAUCCCUUGCUGUUGCUUUCCACGCUCCCAACACCCACUGAAUCUACUAACUGCGUACGGUCUCAAAGAACCGUAUGUCCCAGUUUCAAAGUAGGGCCAGAUAGUGCGGGACUGGUCAAGCAUCAAGAGUAUCCCGUCAGCACAAUUCCUCAGGUCGCCGAUAUACAUCUUGACUAGUUACAGGUCGCCGAUAUACAUCUUGACUAGUUACAGGUCGCCACUAUACAUCUUGACUAGUUACAGGUCGCCGAUAUACGGCUUGACCAUGUACAGGUUGCCGAGAUGUUGAUUGUCCAUUUUCAGCCCGCCUAGGUAUAGCUCGACUUACUACACGUUACUGAGGUACAGACUGACUGUGUACAGCUUGUCGACAUAGUUUCACAUAUAAGAGGUUGCUGACAGGGAGCUCGACCACGAGGGGUCGAUGAAAAAUAUAGCAUGGCAGUGUGCGGUUGGCAAGAAAUAGCUCGACUACGUACAUUCUGCUAACAUAUUGCAUGGUUAUGUUCAGGUUGCCGAGGUACAGGUUGACUGUACACAUAUUGCCAGGAUAUAGCUCCGCCAUAUAUGGAUCGCCGACGUAUUGGUUAAUACUGUCUGCAGACACUGGAAGCAGAUUCCGACAUAGAGUACAGCUGGCUGUGCACACCGUAUGCUCACCAUCUCCUGUCCCCAUCGUUCACAGUAUACCAAAUGUUGUCUAUAUAUUAAUAAGACUCAAGUGUGAAGUACUUAUACCAUGUAGUAUUUUGUUGUGUUAUCAGUCCAUACAAUUCCUGCGUCUGGUCCAGCCGGCUGUAGUUAGUCAUGUUCUGAUGUUCUGAUGGUGGAAGAUCUGAACACAGUCGAUGGAGGCCUUUGAGGUCACGAGUUCAGUAGGGUAGAUGAGGUAAGCCCAGAAACUGUUGCUGUGUAGAUACUACAAUGGAACUGGACGCGAGGAAUUUACAAUGGAAACAAUUUAUACUUGGGUAAUGUAACGGAUCGGUUUGGUAUGUACGUCACUCUUAAAGAAUGGUGUCUUCCUUCUUGCACGAAUUCUCAUUGUCACGCACGAGACACGUCGCGCGGGUAACGAUGUCCAUGUAGAUGUAGGUCUUGUGACCCGGGCCACUCCGAGGUGACGGCCGCUGCUGGUAUGCUGUAGUUAGGUGACUGAGAUUCCGCUGUACAUAGAGUGGUGGUGACGUGUAUGAGUGUCAAGGGAUAUACGUGACUGUAUAUAGUUUCUUCAUGUUUGAGAUUAUCUGUCAUUUGGGACAUUAAUAAAACAAGUUGGUAUUUGUCAA
Molecule: messenger RNA, 4930 nt
Organism: Haliotis rubra (blacklip abalone)
Lineage: Eukaryota; Metazoa; Mollusca; Gastropoda; Lepetellida; Haliotidae
Product: monocarboxylate transporter 12-like
Exons: 7
Coding region: 411-1748 (445 amino acids)
Biological process (GO): transmembrane transport; monocarboxylic acid transport
Molecular function (GO): monocarboxylic acid transmembrane transporter activity
Source: RefSeq, a predicted model, not a curated record